Molecule: messenger RNA, 1724 nt
Organism: Aaosphaeria arxii CBS 175.79
Lineage: Eukaryota; Fungi; Ascomycota; Dothideomycetes; Pleosporales
Product: NAD-dependent deacetylase sirtuin-2
Exons: 2
Coding region: 342-1643 (433 amino acids)
Molecular function (GO): NAD+ binding
Source: RefSeq, a predicted model, not a curated record
UUAACAUGUCUCAAACCUCGAAUCUUUCUAGAUCUUAGUCGAUUAAUCGCAUACGACUGUUUUUACUCGAGAAUUUUUGAGCUACUCACAGCAUCUGAAUCUUAACCACGCUCAUUUGGAAGAGAUAUCAGCAUUCCCCAUAUACGUGCGUUCGUGACGCUCCUCCAACCACUCCAUUCAUCAUAGGUCGCAAAGGCAAAGCGGCGCACUGGCGCAACCACAACGACAACGACUACGGCUACGACGACGACUAUAGCUUCCAAGGUCGCGGAACAGGCAAAGGACAAGGCAAGAGCAAGGGAAAAGGAAAAGGCAAGGGGAAAGGAGGAAGAUACCACAAGAUGGGACAAGAGCAAUCAGCGCCCGAAGUCGACCCCUCGACGCCCCCGCGGACGCUCUCGUCGCGGACGAUCGAAGCCGUCGCGGAGCUCAUAACGUCGGGCAAGGCGCGCAAGAUCGUGGUCAUGACGGGCGCGGGCAUCAGCACGUCGGCGGGGAUCCCAGAUUUCCGGUCGCCGGACACGGGGUUGUAUGCCAACCUCGCGCGGCUGGAUCUCCCCUUCGCGGAGGCGGUGUUCGACAUCAAUUUCUUUCGCAAGUCGCCUGAGCCGUUUUACACGCUGGCGCAGGAGCUGUAUCCGGGGAGGUAUAGACCGACGGUGACGCAUUCGUUCAUUCGGUUGCUGUGGGAGAAGGGGUUGCUGUUGAAGUUAUUUACGCAGAAUAUCGAUUGUUUGGAGCGGGAGGCUGGCGUGCCGGAUGAGGUGAUUGUUGAAGCACAUGGCAGUUUUGCGAGACAAAGCUGCAUAGAAUGCAAAACCGCCUACCCCAAAGACCUGAUGACACGCGCCAUAUCCAGCAAAUCCGUCCCGCGGUGCGGCUCCCGGAACUGCCCCAACGCGUCCACAGGCGGCGGCCUCGUGAAGCCGGAGAUCGUCUUCUUCGGCGAGGCGCUGCCGUCCUCCUUCUUCGACAACAAGCACCUUCCCUCCGAGGCGGACCUGUGCAUCGUCAUGGGGACGAGUCUUUCGGUGCAACCGUUCGCGUCGCUGCCGCAGUGGUGUGCGGAGGGGACGCCCCGCGUGCUGAUCAAUCAGGAGGCGGUUGGGGGGUUGGGAUCGCGGGCGGACGAUGUUGUGGUUUUGGGAGAUUGCGAUGGCGGGGUGAGGAAGUUGGCGGAAGCGCUUGGGUGGGGGGAGGAGUUGGAGGCGCUGUGGGCGGAGACGGAUGAGGAGGGCAAGGGAGGUAAGGCGGAGAAGGAGGAGAGGAAGAAGACAAGGGACGAGGUGUUGCAGGAUGAGGUGGAUAAGUUGACGAGGGAGGUCGAGGAGAGCUUGAGGUUGAGGGAUCGGCAGGUGGAGUGGUUGGAGGGCCAUGUCGAUGAGAGGAUUGCGAGGAAGAGAGAUGAUGAGGAUAAGACUGAGGAUACUGCCGCUGCCGCUGAUCCUGCUCCUGCUGUUACUGAUGCUCCUACCCCUUCGGCUGCUGCUCAUACCACCACAUUAACACCAACAAGCACAACAACACCCACUGUCGACGGGAGCAGUAAUGGCACCUCUUUGAGUCACGUCUUCCCACAUCUCUCAUCGACAUCAUCCUCCUCUUCGACUUCAGCUCCCAAAAAGCCGUCAUCCUCACUCUAAAGACAAACAAGCCAAACAAAGACAAUAAGACAUAGAGUGGAGAGUCCGGUAGAUAGAUGAAUGAUACCAAUGAUACCAACG